Molecule: messenger RNA, 207 nt
Organism: Amoebophrya sp. A25
Lineage: Eukaryota; Dinophyceae; Syndiniales; Amoebophryaceae
Source: the annotation of a GenBank genome assembly
UAGAAGUAGGUUUCGGAAACCGUCGAUGUGACUGUAUGUCAUGUGGCUUUGAAGUUCAUCGAUUAUUCUGAUAUUCAUGAAUAUUUAUAAUUCCUUCCCGCCGUCCCCCAGAUCCAGUGCAUAUUGCUUCCCCCUAGCCCGCCGAGACAGAAAUUUAUUGCUCCUGUCACUCACUUGAUGUAACUGAAGAUUACCUCACAGCCAUGA